AAAAAAAGGAUGUGUGCCGAGCCGAGGGGUGGCAGGGAGUGUGCGGCAAAACAUUCUCUGUCUCUCCUCUCGCGCAGAACACUCCAGGUGGUGGCGGAGAAGGUUCUGUCCGGCGGCCUCCCCUCACCCCUUACCCCUCGUUCCUCCCCAGUGUCCCCUCACCCUGCGCGGCCGUCCCUUCCCCCCUGUAGCGCUGGCCGGGUCUGUGUUUCCCAGCAGUGGUCAGGCCUCAUCAAACGCCAUGAGUUGAAAGACUCGAAGCCAAAUUACGGAGACUCGGGCCAAUACAGUGCUAUAAAGACCCCGAAUCCACCGCCAUUGACCCCUACGACCAACAUGAAAAGCACCCUUACGACACAAUGGCUUAAGGUCGGUUCUACUUUGCCUCUCGUGUCUCCUCGCUGGUUCCUCGUAGACUGUACAAAUUAG
Molecule: messenger RNA, 429 nt
Organism: Portunus trituberculatus (swimming crab)
Lineage: Eukaryota; Metazoa; Arthropoda; Malacostraca; Decapoda; Portunidae
Exons: 2
Coding region: 10-429 (139 amino acids)
Source: RefSeq, a predicted model, not a curated record